AUGGCACGAUCAAUCGUUUCUUUGUCCCUUUCAGCACUUGUGAUUAUGUUCAUCUUGAGUGGGCCUCAUGUUUCCGAGGCGCGACGCAUUCGUUUAGCAGAGACUCAGGAAACUCUGGAGGAGAUCGCUAUUCGCCUGAGAGCAGCCGCUGAUCAGGCUGCUGCGGAGCUGGAAGCAGCUGAGGCCGUCGCCGACACUCGCGCCGCGGAAGAAGCAACUGCCGCCGCCAACGUGGCGGCGGCGGAGGUGGCGGCGGUGAAAGCGGCGGCAAUCACGGCGAAGGCUACCGCGAAGCAGGCGCGGAAGAACGCGACGGACGCGAAGCAGGCGACCGCGGGGCUGAAGAGGAAAGCGGAAGCCGCCGAUAAGUACCAGAAGGCGCAGGAGAAGGCGCAAAAGGCGCUGGAAAAAGCCGCCCAGGCAAAGGCGCGGAAAGAUAAGGCUGUGGCGGAAGCAGGCUCACAGCAGAAGACCGCCGACGACGCGACCAAGGCGGCAGCGGACGCCGCCAAGGGCAAGGGCAAGGGCAAGGGCGCGGCGAAGGCGGCGGAGGCGAAGGCGAAGGCGGAGCAGAAGAAGGCGGCGGAGCUGAACAAGGCCGCUCAGAGCGCAUCCGCGGAAGAGUCCGCCGCGAACGCGGAAGAGUCCGCCGCGAACGCGGAAGCGACCAAGGCCGCGGCGGAAGCGGCGGGGACUCUCAAAGUGACCCUCACGCCGGAGGAUCAGGCGCUGCUGGACAAAGCGGCUGCGGCGGAGGCGGCGGCGGCGAAGGCGGAGGCGGACGCAAAAGCAGCGGAGGACGCGGCGAAGGCGGCGGAGAAGGUGGCGAAGGCGGCGGCGGUGCGGCUGACGAAGCUGCGGGCGGCGCUGAAGGCCGCGCAGGCGCGCAGGGCGGAGGCGGACAGGAUCGUGGCAGAGAAGGCUGCAGCUGCGGAGGCGGCGGAGGCUGCGGCGCAGGAGGCGGAAGAGGCAGCUAGCCGCGCCCCUGGGUCGGAAGGUGCACCAGGUUCGGAGAGCGCACCUGGCUCGGAUGCUGCUCCUGGGUCCGAGGCUGCUCCGUGA
Molecule: messenger RNA, 1062 nt
Organism: Closterium sp. Yama58-4
Lineage: Eukaryota; Viridiplantae; Streptophyta; Zygnematophyceae; Desmidiales; Closteriaceae
Source: the annotation of a GenBank genome assembly